AAUCGACUGACAAAAGAUAAAGCACAGGGAUAAUUGUUUAAUCGCUGUUUCUGUUAAAACCUAUCAACAGGUGACUUAUAAAUUAAUUUCCAAAGUUGCCAAAAAUGUUAUCACAAGUACCGUGCGUGAUAUUGAUCACAAGAUCGACAGUCAGUUGGCAAUAGGCCAGGCUUACUAAGAAUUGGGUUUGUCAGCAGCUCCGAUUAAGUAGAAUUACCGCCCUAUGGAAAUAAAUAUACUUGAACAAUUCCCGUGGAUGCAGAACUGUUAGCCAGAACGCUCUCACUCCCCACCUGCACACCAGGCAUGACUUCAGUGAAUGGUAUUGAUGGAUGCUGAGACCUGAAAUAUAGACAACGUAUCUCGGGUACCAUGCAAGUAUCUAACAAUUACACUUUUUCAAAGAAGGGACAGUAAAGAUAUAGCAAAAUACAGAGGAUGGAAAAACAUGAGAGAAAUCUACUUAGGUACUUGGAAGAUGGUAAGAGGCAAUCUCUCCGACAGCUUUCAGAAGGCAUCAAAUAUGCCAAUCAAAUAAUCAACAAGGAGAAACUGUCCAUUCAGUCUCGGGAAACAUUGAGCUUUUUCCAAAAGUUGGCAGAGUUACAUAAAAUGCGAGCAAAUCGUUACAAAAAUCAGGCAGAAAUCGAUUCAGACUUGAGUGUGGCACUGUCAGCUUAUGAAGAUCUCUUCAAAGCAUCAUGUAUCCUUGGUUUCUGGGAUAAAAGCUUGGCCUCAGAUAGAAAAUGUGUUUUACCACUCAUAUCUGGACAGUUGACAAAAAGCCAAGGCCAGCCUGCAGUAUUUGCAAGAGCUAAACAAAUGCUGAAGAAGCUGGAGGAAUGUGGCAGGAAGACCUUGAUUGAAGGGGACAAGGCUGGAGCAAUGUUUAUCUACCAAGAUGCAGCAGAGCUUGGAAAAUACUUGCUUCAUCUUCAAAAGGAGUGUCCUGAUACACAGCAGCUGGCUGCAAAAUGUCAUGUUUCUUAUGCUGAGAUUUUGUACAACAUGGGAUUUGAUAAAGAAAGCUGUCAGGAAAAGGGGCAUCAUCUGGAAACUGCUUUAAAAGCCUGUACAGAUGGCAUUGAAAUCAUUCAAAGCAAAUGUAUGGAUUAUGGUGCAAAUGGGCACAUGGGGCAGUUGCAUUUUUGGAAAGCAAAUGUAUUAAGAUGCCAAAAAAAAUAUUCUGAAGCAAUGGAUGCAGUUAACCUAGCAAUUGAAUGUGAUUCCAAGAAUGAAGAUUUCCUAAAUGAUCUCAAAUAUUCCAUUUUGGAAGAGUGUCAAGAAUUUUGUUUUACAGAAACACAUGAAAGUGAGGCAUUCAGUGAAGAAAUACCAGACCUUGCCUCUUCCGAAAAAGAAUAUUCUUCCAUUAUGAGUGAGAAAUUGGUAGAUACCAGGACAUAUGCCAACGUUACUAGUGGUUUGAGUAGAGAAAAUCUAUCACGGUCAGAUUCCAUAGCAUCUCUGUCAUCUGUCACAUCCUUAGUGAAAAUCCCAGGUGUAAAUUUAGACCCUGCUGAACCUGUUUCAUCUGCAUGUGCUGUUGCCUCAUCAGAAGUUCCUUCUGUGCAAGAAAAGGAGUUCAGAAAAUUUCAGAUAUUUGAAACUUGUGGUCAGUGCUACAAAGAAGAUCACAAAAGAUUGGUUGCAAGACAAAAAAAUAAAUGUGAAAAAAGAAAUCAUACCUGGAAUCCAGUUUUUGUUUGUAAGGAUAAUGUUGAACCCUCCUGUCAGUAUGUCCAAAUCCGAAAACCACAUACACAAACGUAUUUUACACCACGCUUAUGUAAAUAUCUGAAUACAAAAUGGGGCUGUAUAAAAAAGGCAUGUAACUAUGCCCAUAGUAAGCAAGAGAUGUUGGUGUGGAGAUGGAUGAAACGAAACCAAGUUUCUGAGUUAACUGAUGCUUUGCAAGCAUCAGAAAGAUAUUUUCAAACAGUAAAGCAGUGCCCAAGAAGUCCUAGCAAAAAGCCUAGCAUCAAACAUGUCAGUGCAAAAAUACCAGUUUCCCAGGCUCAUUUUUAUGAGUGUGGUGUGUGCUGCAAGAAGUGGAAACACAGGUCUGAGUUUGAUAAACAUCUUAACUCAGAGAAACACCUUCAGCAACUGAGGGCAAGUCAGAGUUGGACUCACCGCUGCCCACCAGAUGCACAGCAGUACACACUCUGUGACCAGCACAUAAGUAAUAAAUCUUGCCAGUACUCCAAUGUUGUGUCACAGUACAAUUUUUGCCAACAUGCCCAUAGUAGAGAGGAAUUGAAAGAGUGGGAGGAACGCAAGAGAGAAAACAAAGCAUUUCAUAGUCUUAAGAAAGAAGAGCACAGGGAUUUUUAUGAACUGUAUAAAAAUAUACUUCACUGUCAGACAAAACCAAACGAGUUAAAAGAGUUGGUCACUGAUACUUGUGUCCCGGGUGUAAAGGUAGAGGUUAAACCCAGCCUUGGUAGUACAACUGGACCAAUGGAACUCCAUCAGCAGCAUCAGGUUCAGGAGGGGAGAACACUUCAGUGGAAUUUUCAGGUCAAAAUAAAGGAUAAAACCAAAAGAUUGCAGAAAGUGUAUCUUCUGAGGGACAGAUUCAGAAGUCACUUUCACUUCAUCAACAAAAGUGAAAAUGCACAGGUAAUUCAGUUCAACUCUGACAGUGGCAGCAAAUAUGUAUUCGGUGUAGAAUUUACUAGUCAUGGACAGCAAGGCGCCUUUGAUCAGUGGCUCAUCCUGGAUUUUGGUGACCGACCUGUGCUGCGGAUGGUUCUGAAAGUGGAUGCUGAGACAGAUGCAUGUAAAUUUAACACAGAGGAUGUCUCACAAGCUGGUUCUACUUGUAGCCUAAGGCUAAGGCAACCAACUUGCAUGAAUUGUGAUGCUGAGGAUGGAAGCGAUGAAACAGAAUCUUCGGUAUUUGAAGAAUUGGCUGCUAAGUACCCCAUUGUGGAUUGGCCUCUGUGUUAUAGUCACAGUGGUAAAAUCAACUUUUUCUCCUAUAAGAGCAUGAUGCACACAUAUUUAGAGGAGCAAAAAAGAAAAGAGAUGGACAUUGUUCAUGGGAAAGCCACUAUCUUAUCACUCAAGCUUCACAAACAACUUCCUGUGAAGAUUCAUGAGAGCAAACAUGAGACUGAUGGUUGUAUUUUUGGAGAGGUAAAGCAAGACCUCUGCGAUUUGGAACCAGCCCUUUGCCAACUCCUUCUCACAGCUGUCAGCAAAGUCUACCUUCAGCCUGAUAAAGAAAUCAACACUGGGCAUAUAUGUAAAGCCACAGUGCUAAAUUAUGCUGACUAUCUUGCAACAGGAACUCCAAGAAAAGCUCUGUAUAUAAGGAUGUCUCAGAAAUGUGCCACAAGGUUGAAACUUGAAGGAGAUGUUGCCACUUUGAGGAUGCAGUUUGUUUUCAACACCACUCUCUUUGAUUUGAUGCACCAGUCACUUGAAAGGACUCAGAACUGUUUGCUGUUUCCUGAUUGGAAUGUUCCCAUGGCUGCUGUCCUUCCAGGAAAGUUAAGAUGCAAGCCAAAUGAGCUGUCAGAGGAGAAAAGGAAAUGUAUUGAACACAUAUUGUGUCAGGCUCCAGGGAACCAACACGUAUCACCUUUUGUUGUGACUGGACCUUCUGGAUCAGGAAAGAGCUUUACCAUACAGCAGGCCAUAGCUCUCCUGGCCAAAGAUAUGAAGAGAAAGGUUCUCAUAUGCUGUAAAAAGUCAAGUGAUGUGGACGCAUAUGUCAUGGAUUUGGACAGAAGGAUUAGUGGUGGAAUGCUUCCCUAUACAAGUAGGCCUCUAAGGAUACUAGGUCUGUCCUCCCCUGUCUGCCUACAGCCUGAAGUAGUGCAGUACUGCAGUCAGCAUCCCAGUCCAACUCAAAAAGAAGUAGAUGAACACCGAAUUAUUGUUACAACACUGACAGCCUCUCUCUUGUUGAGGAAAGAUGUCAACAAAUUCCCUGCUUUUACCCAUGUGAUAAUUGAUGGCAUGGACAAAGCAAAUGAGACUGAGAGUAUCAUCCCACUGAUGUAUGCCGAAUGUACGCAGACAAUUGUUGUUUUGACUGUUGACCCCAUGAUGUGUGUGUCCCCUAGUGUACACGUGACACCUAGAUCAACAUCACAAAAUGAGCUUAGUCACUUCCUGACAGACCGGCUGAAGAUGCUGCAGGAAAAUGAAAACCAGAUGUACCUGUUCCCUCUGAAAAGGCUCUCAGGAAAAUCUUUUGACAUCAUACAUUUUCUGUCAAAUGCUUUUUAUGAUGGCAAGCUAGAAGUAGAGAAUGAAUAUCCUGGCAGUCCCAGUGCACUAAGCUUUUACUACAAAAGAGGUCUGGAAACACCGCAGGGACUGUCUUAUUUCAAUGAAGCCGAGGCAAAAGAGGUGUUUGAAGUUGCUCAGGAAAUAGCCGCUUUCAGUGAAGACAUAGCUGUUAUUUCUCCUUUUCUGGCGCAGGUAAACCUUCUUGAGAAAUACUUUGAUGGUCUCCCGAAGCCAAUAAGAGAAAAAGUGACCAUUUUGUCUCCAGAAUCAGUUCCAGGCACACAAUUUGAAAGUACUCUGCUGAGUACUGUGAGAACCCCACGCUAUGUGACAGGUCCAGUAGACUUUGGAAGUUUGGAAGAAAGAAAAACUUUGAACUCGGUGUUUGCCUGUGCACGCUUACACAUUGUUGUGUUUGGAGAUCCAUUUCUUUUGUCAAAAGCAAACCAGAAUGAUGUUUGGAAACACUAUUUUAGAAUUUGUGAUGAGAAAGGAACCCUUUCCCCAGAAGAUCUAUGUUUUGAGAAAAUUGACAACUUGCAAAUGUUUACCCAACCAUGUGCAAAGUAUAAGCCACCAGUGAUAAAAGGCAAACGUAAAAAGCUAUCUCAUGAUGGAAUCUCUGCGGAUAAAGGUGUUUUAAGUGACAGUGAAGGUGACUUUGGGGAAAUUGGCACAGAGCCAGAUUCCUUGGCUGAAAAGGUNUAUCAACACUGGGCAUAUAUGUAA
This is a messenger RNA of Lingula anatina, 4977 nucleotides long. Its product is annotated as 3'-5' exoribonuclease HELZ2. NCBI's taxonomy places the organism in Eukaryota, Metazoa, Brachiopoda, Lingulata, Lingulida, Lingulidae. The record is from RefSeq and is a predicted model, not a curated record. Gene Ontology annotation, molecular function: RNA binding; RNA nuclease activity; protein binding.